UCUCUGGUCAGGAGUGUUACCCUGUGUUACCCACUACCGGUAUCUUGGCUCUCGACGUUCUCUGGUGAUAACCCGGGGGCCCGGUUAACGCUAGCAGGAUUCAUCUCCACAACUCCACGAGUUCAAGACUCGUAUGCUGAUCCCUCCUGUGCUUUAUAAUAAGUCCCCAUGGGGCCCCCGCAUAUGGAAGUAAUAAUCCUCUGCACCCCAAACAAGCAUCGAUUCUGUUCGCAUAGCAGUCGGCCUCUCUCACCAUGGCUCGCAAGGAGACUGAAGCUGUCCGAAAUGUCCAGGAGUCCGAGGUCACUCGGCUUCUCAGGCUCGACAAGAAGCCAUGGUACCAAAAACCUAACCUGCGAUCCUUGUACUUCUGCCUCGUGCCUGCGGUGCUUGGCGUCGAGAUGACGAGCGGAUAUGACGGUUCCAUCCUCAACGAUUUCAACAACCCUCAAGGAGCCGUGCUUGGAGUUCUCAACGCCGCCUUCAGCAUCGGCGCUGUUCUCGCCCUUCCCGUGGUGCCAUAUGUGAACGAUCGGUUCGGACGGAAGCAUAGUAUCACCAUCGGUUCAGUCAUUAUCCUCAUUGGUGUUGUCCUCCAGACGGCAUCCGUACACAUUGCCAUGUUCCUCAUCUCGCGCCUUCUCCUCGGAAUGGGCAUCCCAUUCUGCAUCUCCGGCGCAUCACAGCUCAUUGCCGAAUUGGCCCACCCCCGCGAAGCCGGCGUCUUGAACGGUCUCUUCAACGAGUCUUGGUACGUCGGCGCCAUCCUCGCUGCCGGCACAACCCUGGGCACAUUCUCCAUGCCCAACGACUGGUCCUGGCGAAUCCCAUCUCUGGUGCAGAUCGCCCCAUCGCUGCUGCAGGUGACCUUCAUCUGGUUCAUCCCUGAGUCCCCGCGUUGGCUGCUGUCCAAAGACCGGGAUGAGGAGGCCUUCGACAUCCUGGUCAAGUACCACGCCGAGGGCAACCGCGAAGACCCCUUCGUCCUCGCCGAGUUCGCCGAGAUCCGGGACCGCGUCCGGCUCGAGAUGGACAACUCGAACCGCCGAUGGGUCGAGCUCCUGCAGACGCCGGGGAACAGGAAGAGGACCUUCAUCGCUGCCUGUGUUGGCUUGUUCAGCCAGUGGUCCGGGAAUGGUCUUGUUUCAUACUAUCUGGCCAAGGUCCUGCUCACCGUUGGCAUCAGCGAUAGGCGAACCCAGAACAUCAUCAACCUUGCUCUUUCGUGCUGGAACCUCGUGACCGGCGUCACCUUCGCGUUCCUCUCCAAGCGCAUCCCCCGGCGAACGCAGUACCUCAUCGCCUUCGGCGGCAUGACGGCCGUGUUUGCCGUGUGGACCGGCGUGAGCGCCAACUACGCGCAGACGGGCAACCACCAGGCCGCCGCCGCCGUCGUGGCCAUGAUCUUCAUCUACUACAUGUUCUACACCAUCAUGCACCCGCUCACCUACAUCUUCAUCACCGAGGUAUUCCCCUUCGUCCACCGCGCCAAGGGCGUCGGUCUCACCCAGACCUUCUCCCGCGCCGGCUCCGCGUUUAACCUGUUCGUCAACCCCAUCGGCCUCGGGAAUAUUGGUUGGAAGUUCUACCUCGUCUAUGUCGUCUGGCUUGCCAUCGAGACGACCAUCAUCUACUUUGUGUAUCCGGAAACCCAGGGACACACCCUCGAGGAGCUAGGAGACCAGGAGUACGACUUAUAA
Messenger RNA from Phialemonium atrogriseum, 1700 nucleotides. Its product is annotated as MFS transporter. Gene Ontology annotation, molecular function: carbohydrate:proton symporter activity. Gene Ontology annotation, biological process: transmembrane transport; carbohydrate transport. The transcript is spliced from 9 exons. The coding region runs from base 255 to 1700 and encodes 481 amino acids. The record is from RefSeq and is a predicted model, not a curated record. Gene Ontology annotation, cellular component: membrane. NCBI's taxonomy places the organism in Eukaryota, Fungi, Ascomycota, Sordariomycetes, Cephalothecales, Cephalothecaceae.